UCAAUUGAGCUCAACUGGCAAUCCUGCAGCUACGUCCAAUUAUAUCCUCCCCAGCUUUUCUCAUGCAUCGAGGAACAGCACACCCACUCCCAUGACCAUAAAAAGACUUCACUCAACUAUGUUAUCCAACCCCAUCCUUGCGAUCGAGCUAUCCCUAAUGCCAUGCUUCGUGGCAUGCACUCCCUCCCCAAGCUCUCUGUGUCUGAACGUUCUCGCACUUCAUUGAAUGGCACAGCGCUCCCACCCAUUACGACCGUCUAUCACUUUGACCAGCUCAUAGACCACAAUGACGCAGGGCUCGGAACCUUCCGGCAGCGGUACUGGAUGAACUGGGAGUUCUAUGAGCCUGGUGGUCCCAUCAUCUUGAUGACUCCUGGAGAAUGUAACGCAGAUGGCUACGAAGCCUACACUACCAAUGAGACCAUCAGCGGUCUCAUUGCUCAACAACAGAAUGGUGCAGCUAUCAUCAUCGAACACCGUUUCUUUGGUUAUUCCAAUCCAUACAAAAAUCUCACGUCACAAUCUCUCUCGCUCCUCACCAUCCAGCAGGCCAUUGAUGAUCUCGUGUAUUUUGCGACCACAGCCGACCUUCCUAUGCCUGGGGGUGAUGCUGUAAAGCCAGGUCAGGCGCCGUGGAUACUAAUCGGAGGGAGCUAUUCAGGAGCCCUCACAAGUUGGACGAUGGUCAACAAACCGGGAAUUUUUUGGGCUGGAUAUGCAUCUUCUGGCGUUGUAGAGGCAAUCACCGACUAUUAUGACUAUUUCACCCCAAUUCGCGAGUACAUGCCACGGAACUGUUCCUCUGACGUAGAAGCAGUGAUAUCCUACCUGGAUGACAUGUACGCGGUUAGCGACACCGCUGGAAUCCAGACGCUCAAGGAGGCAUUUGGCCUCGGCGAUAUUGUACACGUAGAGGAUUUCGCCGCUGCACUUCAAUCCAAUUUGUUCGAUUGGCAGUCUCUGCAGCCUGACGUCGGCCCAGGAGCAAUGUUCUUCGAGUUCUGCGAUGCACUUGAAGUCAAGGAUGGCAUUAGCGCUGGACCUCAGGGAUGGGGUCUUGAUAAUGCUAUCUACUCUUGGGUCUGUGGAGACGAGGAUGCUGAAACCUGUCUUGGGACGUAUAACACGAGCCAGUCAUACUGGACUAACGUCACAGUGAAUAAUGCAAACAGGUCGUGGUUUUGGAUGGUGUGCAACCAAGUCGGAUGGUAUCAAGUUGGCCCUCCCGAGUGCGAGCCUGCCAUCGUGAGCCGCAUCCUCCAACCUAUUUAUGACCAGCGUCAAUGCGUCAACAUGUUCCCUGAAGCAUUCGCCUGUCCACCUCAGCCUACCACGGCAGAGACGAACGUGAUGUACGCUGGUUGGGACGUGGAUAUCCCACGUCUCUUCUUCGCCAACGGCCUGCGUGACCCUUGGCGCGAGGCAACUGUCUCUGCUUAUGGGCUUGGUAAGGCCAACACUACCAGCAGGCCGAUCUAUGAGGGCGAUGGAUUCCACUGUACGGACUUGGUGAUACAGAAUGGCAUUGUGGACGCGACAGUCGCGGCCGUACAGGAAGCAGGAUUGAUGUACAUGAAGGAGUGGCUUGCUGAGUGGAAGCCUUCUGCUUGAUGGCUCGCCGUAGAUCUUAUGGACGGAUGGUGUGGUCAUAACUUAUAUAUAUACAUUCCAGGUUAUGGUGAACGUCUGGUACUACCAGUGAUUCCUUCCGAACAAUGCGAAUGCGACGCUCUUCACAUCGAAGGGCCUCAAUUGAUUGGUUUAUUUAUUUUCUACACUGCAUACGCGCCUCUAGAGAAAUGUGUAGCCUGAGCUCUGCGCCAACUACAGGAAAUGUCUAUUGACUUGGAUUUGGAAUUGAGGGUGAAUGGCAGCGGCUCGAACGCGGUGAACAAACAGAUUGCUCU
This is a messenger RNA of Suillus subaureus, 1907 nucleotides long. RefSeq names its product serine carboxypeptidase S28-domain-containing protein. The annotation marks the transcript as partial. Gene Ontology annotation, molecular function: serine-type exopeptidase activity; dipeptidyl-peptidase activity. Lineage: Eukaryota; Fungi; Basidiomycota; Agaricomycetes; Boletales; Suillaceae. The transcript is spliced from 11 exons. The record is from RefSeq and is a predicted model, not a curated record. Gene Ontology annotation, biological process: proteolysis.